GUCGCAGCAAUCUCUCCCUCGCCCAAAUCUUAAAGGGGAAGGGAAGAACGAAAAAAAUAGCCAGGGCUAAAAGAUUAGUGAAGACUUAACUUUAUCUAUCAUAUAUGAUAACCAGAUAGUUGUUGUAACUAAAGGUUAUAUAGAGAUAAGAGUCAUAUAGUGAUAGUGUGACAGAAGCAGGUCGAGUGAAAGGGGUAGAUUAAAAAAUCCCAUAACCAUUGCUAGUAAUACGAAAGUUUAUAACGAGCCGCGAAGCCGUACAUAAUAUUUAUCAAUUACAUUCUAUAUUUCUUUAAUUGACGGUGCUGGCCAUCUAUUUAAUUAUAUAAUAUACUAAUACUAAAAUAUAAUCAUGGCUGAUAAUAUAAUCACUCAAGUUCAACCAGAAGCUUAUUCACCAACGGGAGUUUCUGGUUCAAAUUAUGAUGCUAAUAGUAAUGUUGAUUAUAAUUCAAAAAUUCAUUUAAAUAUUAGAGGUUCUGAAUUUAUUAUUACAAGAGAUGAAUUAAUGAGUUUACCUGAAAGUAUAUUAUUAUGUUUAUUUCCAAAUGGUGUAUUUUUAGAUAUGGAAGGUCAAGUAAUUAAUAAUUUAACUGAAGAUGAUAUUGUAUUUGUUAAUUUUGAUCCUUCAUGUUUCCAAUAUAUUAUUGAUAUAUUUAGUGAAGCUCAAAAGCAAAUACCAGAAAUGGCUACUCUUUCUCCUCAAACAAGUUUACCAAGUCGUCAUAGUCAAGAAAAUGUUUUACAACAUAAACCUGCUAUAAUAGUUUUAAGAGAAGAUUUAGAUUAUUAUGUUAUACCACCAAUUGCUGGAUUAGAUUCAGAACAAAUAAGGCAUCUUAAAUUAGGAGUAUCAAAGGCAUUAUUAGAAAAUAAAUCUAUAUUUAGUGGUUUAGGUUAUGAUGUUGAUGCAUCACAUUCAAUUGAACAAAAAUUAGGUUCAGCUGAACAACAUUUAUUUGAUAUGUUAUGUUCAAGUGGAUUUAGUGCAAAAGGUAUUUGGGGAAGUAGAUCUUUAGAACCAUCUAAAUGUGUAAUUCUGUCAUUACUGUUAGUUCGAUUAAAAUCUACUAAUCCAACCCCUCCAGCAUCUCCAGCUUUAGCACCAGUUACAUCUAAUGCAUCAUCAAAUGGACGUUCAAGAUCUCGUAUAGCAACUUUAGCAAGUAGUGCAUCAAGAGCUGCUUCAAGAUCAAUGUCAAGAAAAAAACCAGUUGAUGCUAAUCAAAGUAAAUUAUUAUUAUUUUGGAGGAAACCUGCUAGAAAAUGUUGGUGGUCAAAUCAAACUAUAGAUGUACCAAUUGAUGAAUCAUUUAAAUUAAAUGAUAAAGAUUUAGUAGUUAAAGUUCAUAUAAGAAGAGUAUGGACUUUAGAAUUAUCAGUUAUUGGUGUACAAUAAUGAUGAUCCCUAUAAAAAAAAAUCAUAAUUGAUGUAUUAUUCUCAUUCUUCAUUUCUAUGCUAGUUAGUUAGUUUUAUAGAUUAGCUUUUCGUAUUUCUAUUUCUAUUUCUAUUUUUAUUUCUAUAUAUAUAUAUAUAUAUAUAUAUAUAUAUAUAUA
Molecule: messenger RNA, 1557 nt
Organism: Scheffersomyces amazonensis
Lineage: Eukaryota; Fungi; Ascomycota; Pichiomycetes; Serinales; Debaryomycetaceae
Exons: 1
Coding region: 353-1399 (348 amino acids)
Cellular component (GO): nucleus
Molecular function (GO): RNA binding
Source: RefSeq, a predicted model, not a curated record